AUGGCAGACCCAACCCAAUCGCAGGGCCAUGGAGCCCCAAAACUCCCUUCCCCGCCAACUGUGCUCAGUCCGCUCUCGUCAGGCAGCGGAACCCCGAUCUCAUUCCAAACAAACGUGAACCGCUCCAAAACAAAACGCUGGGUGGAAGCGAAGCAAUAUUCUUAUGAUGGAGGUGACUGGGGUAGCGACGACGACGACGACGAAGAGGAGGAGGCGCCUCCUGUAGUACAUCGGCCGCCCUAUGUCACCCGCAACACUGGCAGCUCAUCCGAGUUGUCCUCGAGGCGUUUGUCUAGCAUCGGACUCGGAGCCGGCGAGUCGCACUUGGCUGAUGGCAAAGGUAGGAAUCUUAGUGGAGGAGACCAAAAGGCCUUGCCCUUUGUAAGGCCGGCCGACCUCUAUAAACGCAUGCGCGAGGAGAAAGCCGCACAGCAUUAUCCUAUCACUGGUAGCAAUGAUCCCAAGCCUGACGGGUUUGGAGUUCCGCCUCAAACAGAUCAACAAAAGCUCGAUUUGGGUCUACCGGAAGUCAAGCGCGUAUCUAGCUUUGGUACCGAUUUCUUGGGUGGUGCAGACUCCAACCCGCCGAAGGAUAGCUCUGCAUCUCAGGAGCCCUAUUUGCACCACAACUCCUCCACGGGAUUCCGAUCGGUAGUGAAUCAGGCCUUUGAUGUCCCAGAAACUCCACAAUCUACUGCCACUAGUUUCACACGGUCGAACAGCGAUGGCACUUCGACGAUCAGCCCUAUCAUGGGCAGUCGUACUAUGACUGAUGAAAGAACACCUACCAUUCUCGAGGAGCCGAAUGAGUCAAACUCCCCGAAGGCAACUGCCAAUGCGGUUCCAGCGUUAAACCUAGGUCAUCGCCGGGACCUGAGCCUUCCUAGUUCAGACAACAGUCCUUCGAGAAGGCCCCAAUUCACAGACCAGGACACCCCAACGGCGGACCGUGCAGAAUUAUCCUCCAUUCCUCUACUCCAGAAUCUCUCACCAGAUUCAUCUGAUGAGGGAAUCUCUCCUCCGAACGCACUGAUGCAAUCAUACUCGAACAAUGGGCAGGAUAUGCCUGCCCCUCUCAAAUUCGGAAGCGCAUCGGGCUCUGACGCCUUCCAUGGCGAAAUCCCCACCAUCAUGGGAGCCGAAGAAUCGCCCCAGAAUACCGAUAAUGAUCGCUUGAGGGAGGAGAUUAUCCGAUCAUUAAGUCGGGAAGCCACCCCCUCGGAGGACCCGCCCAGCAACCAACCUCAAUCGCAGGCACCCGCUGAGUUGUUUUCUGAAAGCCACCCAGACUGGACUAACCUGGCUCCUUCGGUGUCUCAAGACCCUUAUGCGACCAGUCAAGACGCGGAUAGCACGAACGUUGAUCCGCUAAAGAAGCCCAAGUUAGAAAGACGGUUUUCAUGGGAAUCCUCUGAUUCGGCAGAACUACAGGCGCCUCAAAUGCCUGGCGGCUAUUCAUCGCCCCCUCCUUUAGCCAAAUCGUUAUCUAUGCAAGAGCCUGAGCCGAUAAGUGAGGAGCCCGUCCUAUUGUCGGAUGUGCUGCACGACCCGCAUGCUUCUGAUGAAGAAGGAACUACUCAGCGUGCUGUAGAAAGGCCUCGACUUUCGAUUGUUCCACCUAUUCCGCAGAACAUUACACCACCGGAGCAAAUAAUGGGACCAGGAGCUACGCCGCCUCCGCCCCUCCAUAUCUCUUCUAACGCCGGCAGCUCAUCCUUUGAUGAAUCCAAACUUUUGGGUUUCCGUGAAAUCAUCGGUAUCACAUCUGUCAACCAGCGUAUCAGGUCUUUCGAACACACCCGCGACCAGUUUGCCACCGUUGAUACUGGUUUGAAUCAUUGGCUAGAGUUUAUGGUUCAUGAUCACCCAGAGUAUGCCGACGUGGUCCAACAGAGCCAGAAUCUCUCCCCUACCGUGCCAGACCCUUCGCGCAUCAGAUUCCCUAAGUUAGGUACUCUUGGGGGUCUCGGUUCCUUGAAUGACGGUACUCCAACUAGUGUCACCCAUAUCCGACGUCCGUCAGGCCACCUGGGUACCGUGAUGAACAAGGAGAAAGUCGGGGAGAAAGGAAAGGAGCUCCUUCAUACUGCGGGAGCGUUUAGUGGCAAGGCUACCGGAGCAGCCAAGGGGCUGUUUGCUAAGGGCAGAAGCAGGUUCCGACCCAGUGGCGGUUCUGAGAAGGUUCAGUCAACUCCAAGUGCUUCCCGGCGCAGCUUUCACUUAUCCUUCCCUUCAAGGCCGGGUGAGGUGUCUGGUAACUCUUCUCUGCGGAAUUCUGUCGCUAUUGGCAGUCUACCCAUGUUCAAAUCUGAGCGAACCGAGCUCAGCUCUGAUCCUGAUCCACCGGGGGUCAGUUUCUGUCUAGAUCGACAGGAUGAACACAAUUCCAGCGAACCUGUCAAAGCGACCAAGUCGGGGGAAAACUACCCGUCGUACAACCGUGUUAGCGAGACAGCUGUGCAACCGAAGCAACUGUCCUCUUCCAGCGGUGUCCCUCCUAGACCUGAAGUUCCGGGGAAGUCUGCCUUUACUGGAGAGUUAGAGCAGGAGAUGAUAGCCGCGCUUGGUCUUUCGCCUACAGAUUCUCACCACCGAAGGGCGGCAAGUACACCGAUGUCGUUGGAUGCAUUUAGCCAGGUAUAUGGCGGGAAACGUCAAUUCACAGAGCCAAUACCGCAACCAGGAGAGAUCCCAACUGGCAAUCAAUCCGUGCUGGCGAACAAAGCCCCAGUCGCAGAAAAUCGGUUGCCAGUCAUUCCCAAUGAGCCUUUUCACGUACCUUUCCCGCUUACGAACCGCCGGGGGCAUCAGCCAAGCAAGUCCACACCGGAGAUUAUUACCCCGUCGAUCCGUCCAGUGCUUGAUGAAAGUCCUCAACCUCCUCCGCCUCCUCCCAAGGACAAUGAUAAUGGGCUUGCACCUAGCCAGGAUUAUAGACGCCAUCCCUCCGUCUCCACACUCGGAGCUGACGAGCAAGCCGGACGUACAUCUGACGAAGAACUCGACAGGGAUCCCCCUUCUCCUUUGCAAGAUGCAGCAAACGAGGUAGCCCCAGAACCCCGGUAUAAACCGGUUGAGCAUUCUGUGGAUGACCAGCCAUCUGUUCAAGUGAAGAGAAGGUCUUUCAUACCUUUCUAUUCGUCAGGGUUCGCAAGUUCUGCUGAGGUUCUCGAAGCCAAAAGAAAAUCGAUCAACGGCCAACCUCCAUCUGCUCCAGAUGUGCAAAGCCCCUUGAGAAAUGAAGUCAGAUACUCGCCGGCAAACCGAAGCAGUAUGCUGAGCUUUGGUAGCUUCGGAAAGCGCAGCGCCAAUAGCAAAGGCACUCGCCCGUCGACACCUGCUAACGGUCUUUCACAAGCUUCAAGAUCGGGAUCUCCUGCAGAGAAUGGAGGAUCUACUAUUGGAAAACUGAAGGACUUUGGGAGACGACGACGCGCUUCUGUGGGAGAUCUCCUCUCUGGUAUUCAACCGCAAGGACCUCAGGCGCCCCCGGGAGGUCAGCGGAAACGGUUCAACAGGAUUAGCGGACUAUUUGGCCGGCAAGACUCUCACGACCCUGAGAGAAAAUCGAGAGACCACACAAGAACCAUGUCGGAGCAGCUGAAGAACAAAUACCCGCCGACACACCCGUCGCCAAGUGGAAAUGUGAAUACUAGUCUCGCUACACAGGAUGGACCACCGGUCCUCAGCAAUCCAUUUGAACAAAAGCCUUUGCCGACUCCACGCCCACCCAGCUUGUCAUCCUCUCUGGCGACCGGUCGGUUUUACUCGCAGUUUCAGCCUAAAUUCAUGAAUGAAACCCCCGGGUCUCACCCUGCUGGUACACUCGGCCCGCCUCUCCCUAGUCAUUCCCGGUCACCGUCUCCCAGGUCAUUCUACGAGGAUAGAGUUCCACGUCCACAGUCACCGUUGGAGGAGUUACCAGACCACCAAAUACAUCAACUGCAGGGAGAGGAGCAACACAAGCAAGGCACCCAAGACCAAAACCAGGAGCAGCGGGGCGAUGAGGAAGACAAGGAGCACAUUCAUGGGGGGCCCCUUCGACACGAACUAUACGGGGAGAGAUCCGAGGCGUCAAACCACGGGCAACAACACGAAUUACCAGGCAAUCCCAACCAACAAAGCCUGGCUUCUCAGCUCAGCAUUCGAUCCCGAAAGCCAGCGGUUACAUACUCGGUAUUCCCGGCCUUGGACAACCAUGCAUCCCGCAACACUGCCGUUUCAAACGCGAUAUCCGCGCAUCCUCAUCGCAUUGAGGACCGGGUCCGUGUAGUCAACGACCCACCUCAGCCAGUAGAGCUUGCCAUCACCGCAGACAACUCCAGUGAGGAGAUCGUCAUGUCCCCCACAUCCUACCCCGGACAGGAGUGGAAGCCCAUGCAUUUCUAG
Molecule: messenger RNA, 4389 nt
Organism: Penicillium psychrosexuale
Lineage: Eukaryota; Fungi; Ascomycota; Eurotiomycetes; Eurotiales; Aspergillaceae
Exons: 4
Coding region: 1-4389 (1462 amino acids)
Source: RefSeq, a predicted model, not a curated record